Nicotiana tabacum (common tobacco) is the source of this 786-nucleotide messenger RNA. Lineage: Eukaryota; Viridiplantae; Streptophyta; Magnoliopsida; Solanales; Solanaceae. The record is from RefSeq and is a predicted model, not a curated record.
AUGGGUUCCAUCGGAGAACAAUCUUCAGAUGGUACAACUACAGGAGAUCGUCAAAAUCUGGGUAUUGGAGUUUCAAACCCAGGAAAUGCAGGAAUUGCAGGAAUCGAUUACAACCAUCCUCUGUUUCUUUCUCCAGCUGAUGUUAGUGGCAUACAAAUAAUUUCGUUCCAGUUGACAGGUAUUGAAAAUUACUCCAUCAGGUUUAGACCUAUGCGUGUAGCUUUAUUGGGUAGAAACAAAUUGGGGAUAGUAGAUGGUAUAUGCAAGAAAGAAUCAUUUCCUGAAUUCAUGUGGAAUCACUGGGAAAGAGUUAAUGCAAUAGUUCUUUCUUGGAUUAUGAAUUCUGUAACUAAAGGUCUGCUUGGGGGGAUAAUGUAUGCGUCAGGUGCACAAGCAGUCUGGGAAGAACUAGCUGAAAGAUUUAACAAGGUUGAUGGGUCAAGAACCUUCAACCUGCAUAAAGAAAUUGCAACCUUGGCCCAAGGAACUUUAUCUAUAUCAGUCUAUUAUUCACGACUGAAAGAUUUGUGGGAAGAAUUUGAGUCGUUGGUUCCUGCCCCAGGUUGUGAUUGUGCAAAAUCAAGGGAAUUUAUGAUCUAUUUGCAAAAAUUGAAGUUAUACCAAUUUCUAAUGGGACUAAACGAUUCUUAUGCACAAGCUAGAAGUCAUAUACUUAUGCGAAGUCUUGUACCAAAUGUGAAUCAAGCAUAUGCUAUAAUAGUAUGUGAUGAAAGUCAAAAGGCUAUAGCUUCUACAUCAGGGGUGUUAGGAGCUAAUCUUAGUGUG